This is a messenger RNA of Paramacrobiotus metropolitanus, 1210 nucleotides long. RefSeq lists its product as uncharacterized. NCBI's taxonomy places the organism in Eukaryota, Metazoa, Tardigrada, Eutardigrada, Parachela, Macrobiotidae. The record is from RefSeq and is a predicted model, not a curated record. The transcript is spliced from 5 exons. The coding region runs from base 145 to 1068 and encodes 307 amino acids.
AACUGGUUGAUAACAAGAUGCCACUUGAAAUAUGCACACGUAUCAAAUGCCACGCUUUGCAAAACCAGGUCCGAAAGCUGGAACUUAUGAGCCGAAUACGGGCAAAGCUGCAGUCAGCCACUUCAAACAGGCUGUAAUCGGAGAAUGUCAGGCUCUCCCACUGGUAUUGUAGCCUCCGUUAUCGCUUUACACUCCUUGCUGUUACAUAACUCUGCAGCUGCUACUGGCCCUGAUGAGCGCCUCCACUACGCCUUUGAAUGCGUCGGUUCCCCCACCCAACCGGACGCAAUGCUUAUGAAAGUCACCGGGAAAGUAAUGUUCGAUAUGUGUACUUGGCCAACUAUGACCGAAGUCGGCCGGGAACCCUCACAAUCCGGCGAACUGGUUCGGUCCCAAAUUCAUUACACGUGCGGCGGGCUCUCACCGACAUGUUUCACUUCCACAAUGUCGUCGGGACCGAUGUGCGCACCGGACAACGAUUGUUUUUGCUGCGGGAGCAUGUACAAGCUGGGUAUGUGCCAUUACAAUCUGUUCUCAUUGGGACGUGUGUGGGAUAAUUGCAAGCCACUGUACGAUGAAACGACCAUGUUGGACCUGAUGGAGAGCGUCGAUGAGUCUGAACAGAUUUACGGGAUGAUUACCGACCCCGCCUAUAGCCGGCUUCCCGCUCCCCCCAUGACAGGUCGACCGUACUGUAACGACGGGAAAGUCAGCAUAAUCGUCCAUCCGUGCUGCAUGCCGCCGCUCAUGUUGGUUAUCGAUAAGGUGGACUGCCUGCAAAAGGUCGCCUGUGUAACGCGUAGAGAAGCCAGCGUGCCGUUUCGAUUGACGUGGAUCGACGAGCCGGGAGCAAAAAUCGGUUCCUGGACGGGGCCGCAUCGCGAGGCCUGGGACCGGCUGCGGGCUUGGCCCAAGUUUGUCCUGGGCAGAGUGAUGAACAAGAUGAAUGACUGCAUGAAUGCCACAGACCGUGUCUCCGUUGGUAUCGAGGAGCAGUGCGGCCGGUGUAAAGAGGAGAAAGAAAUGGUGAAGCUGUACGAGAUGGGCUACAGAGCAGUGUUGUGGUGAAAAUUGGAGAAACGUCAAUCAAGAUUCGCCGUUUAAAUGAUUCUGGUUUCAAGAUAGUUCACCCGCGCUGAGAGGGCGUUGCACAACGUUUGCCACGCUUUGUGAAUGGCUAGACAGUUGCUUCGGAAUAUACUGAGCGACU